Molecule: messenger RNA, 5407 nt
Organism: Drosophila montana
Lineage: Eukaryota; Metazoa; Arthropoda; Insecta; Diptera; Drosophilidae
Gene: Gcn2
Product: eukaryotic translation initiation factor 2 alpha kinase Gcn2
Exons: 10
Coding region: 349-5190 (1613 amino acids)
Biological process (GO): negative regulation of cytoplasmic translational initiation in response to stress; regulation of translational initiation by eIF2 alpha phosphorylation; DNA damage checkpoint signaling
Cellular component (GO): cytoplasm; nucleus; cytosol
Molecular function (GO): protein binding; ATP binding; eukaryotic translation initiation factor 2alpha kinase activity
Source: RefSeq, a predicted model, not a curated record
ACGACUAGCAAACUACGCACACAAAACGCAAGUGAAAAAUUGUAAUGAAAAGAGCAACAAGUGGCAAUUUUUAGCAAUAAAACUGCCACUAGCAAUAAAAUAAAUUAAGUUAGCACAAUCUUCACGUAAAGACAACCCACAAAGCGAUGCAGAAGAUCACGAAUAAUGAAACAGCUGCCAUCGCAGAAAAAACACGCCGGCUGCAGCAUUCAUAACAAAAAACACACACGCACACAUACACACGUAGAUACACCAACAACAAGCAGCGAGACUUCAGCAUUUUUGCACUGCAAGCGAGCAGUGUUUGAGGGUUUUUUAUUAAAAUUUAAUGAACAAAUUUACAGUUAAAUGGCAGCGAAAGAAUCAUUUCGCGAAAGACAGACGGAGGAAUUGGAAGUUAUAAAGUCCAUAUUCGGCGCCGAUGUGGAGGAUCUGAGACCGCAAAGCAGUGCCUCGCAAUGGAAGCCUACAGACAUACGCAUACUUCUAACCCCACUGCGAGACUCCUCCAAUGGCCUGCCACAAGCCUAUGUUUGUACCAAGCUACAUGUGACAUGUCCCUCCAAGUAUCCAAAGCUUGCCCCCAAAAUAGUACUCGAGGAGUCAAAGGGCAUAUCGGAUCAGUUGCUGGAGGCUCUGCUCGCCCAGCUGCAUGCUCAAUCUCAGGAGCUGCGCGGCGAGGUAAUGAUUUACGAGCUGGCACAGACCGUUCAGGCAUUUUUGCUGCAGCACAACAAACCACCGAAGGGUUCAUUCUAUGACGAAAUGCUACAGGCUAAGCAAAAGCGUGAACAGGAGCUAUUGGAUAUACAGAAGCGAAAGGAAACUCUAGAGCGGCAGACGCUCAUGGACGAGGUGGAGCGUCGCAAAGAGAUGUUUAAAACGGAAGCCAAGCGACGCGGCGAGCCACGACGCAGCAUGAGCGAGUCCAACAAUCGCCAUCCCAGCUCCUCGGAAAGUUCUGAGAGCUCCUCGCCCUACUAUCGCGGACACACAUAUCCAAACAAGUGUCUGGAUCAUCGAAAUACAGAAAUGCUCUCCUUUUACAAGGUGGGCAGGCAAAUCCAACGCGGCUGUUGCUUGGGUAACUACUACUCUUGUCUUCAUUGUUUUGUAGCUUAUGUAUUUCCACUUCCAGGUCAUUCGCAGCGCGGCUGCAUUGCCUACACUGGCGUCGAUAUGCACUCUGGCCAGCUGCUUUACUUAACCGAGUGGAAUAUCAAGUACUCGCAACUAGAGCAGCCCUGUGCUGGCAAUGGAAAAUGCCACUGGAGUGCCGAGUCCAAGUGUGUCGGCAACCAUCGUGUGGAUGAGCUGAUAGCCUCCAUAGAGAAACAGGUCGCAACUCUGGCACAGUUGCAGCACAAGAAUCUCAUUCAAUACGAGUGCGUGCUCUGCAUUAAACGGAAGGAGGGCUUACUGGUCUAUCUGGUGCAGGAUUUUUUACUGGGUACUAGCGUUUUCAGCAUCUCCUCGACGCUGGGCUGGUGUAUGGAUGGUGCGCGCAUGGUGGCACGUGGCGUGCUGGAAGCUCUGGUGUUCUUGCACAACAAGGGCGUCUCGCACAGCCACCUGCUCGACAGCACCGUAUUUAUGGACAAUGCUGGUAACAUACGCUGUACAGAUUUCUCGCUGGUGCCAAAUUUGCUGGAGUUGACUGGAGGCGCUGGCCAAAGCAGCAACCGCGGCGAUCUACCAGCAUUGGGCGCACUCGUAGAGGCACUGAUGCCCACCCACAGCUAUGAAAUGCGAGAAUUUGUGGACAAAUGCCAUUCUGAUCGCACACUGUCCGCCUCGGAGCUGCUGGAGCAUCCCUUUCUGCGUUUAUAUGUGGACAAUGCGCAACAGAACUUGACGCUGCAACACACACAGCAUCGCAGUUCACUGGUGCCCCAAAACAUCCAAGGAUUGUCCAUGCAGCGCGCUGUGGUGCCCUUCCAAAUACCCACUCUAGCGCUGAGCCAAUCUCGUCUGCGCACCGAGUUCGAGGUUCUCAUGUAUUUGGGCAAAGGUGCGUUUGGUGAUGUGUUAAAGGUGCGCAACAUACUGGAUAACCGAGAAUAUGCAAUCAAACGUAUACCACUACCGGCGCGCAGUCGCCAGCUAUAUAAGAAAAUGACCCGUGAGGUGGAGCUGCUGUCGCGUCUGAAUCAUGAGAAUGUGGUGCGCUAUUUCAACAGCUGGAUUGAGAGUGUUAGCGAUGCCGACGCGGCUGAAAUGGACAAAAUGCUGGGCGGUGAUUGGUCACAGAGCCAAGAGCUGAGCACCAAACCGGCCAAGUCCCCGCAGCUAGGGCUAGCCGUGCAUGUGGAGGAAACAGAAAGCUCAUCGAGCAUGUGGAAUGGUUACAUGCCCAACAUGGACGACUCCGACUCGGAUGGCAUUGAGUUUGUUGACUCGAAUGGUCAAGUAGCAGUGUAUGAUGACGACGAUGAAAACAGCGACAAGGAAGAUUCAUUGCAACGCAAGAUAAGUUCGCCGCGUCCACAAAUGCAAGUUAUGUACAUUCAAAUGGAGUUUUGUGAGAAGUGUACCUUGCGUACUGCAAUCGAUGAUAAUCUAUUUGAGAACACAGAUCGUUUGUGGCGCUUGUUCCGGGAGAUUGCCGAAGGCUUGGCUCACAUUCAUAAGCAAGGCAUUAUACAUCGCGAUCUGAAGCCGGUUAACAUAUUCUUGGACUCGCAUGAUCAAAUUAAAAUAGGAGAUUUCGGUCUAGCCACCACGAGCUUUUUAGCGUUACAAUCGAAUGCUGAGUACCCAUCGCAUUCAACUACUCAGCAUGUUACCUUCACGGAGGAUGGCACAGGCACGGGCAAAGUAGGCACCACGCUCUAUGUGGCACCAGAGCUGACGGGUAAUGCCUCUAAGUCUGUUUACAAUCAAAAAGUAGACAUGUACACGCUGGGCAUAAUAUUGUUUGAGAUGUGCCAGCCGCCCUUUGACACUAGCAUGGAACGCGCACAGACCAUAAUGGCUUUAAGAAAUCCCUCCAUAAUUAUACCAGAGUGCAUGCUGCAGGAUAGCAAAUAUGAGAAGACCGUCAAGAUGCUGCGCUGGCUGCUCAGCCAUGAUCCUGCCCAACGACCAACCGCCGAGGAGCUGCUUGUCUCGGAUUUGGUUCCGCCAGCUGAACUGGAGGCCAAUGAGCUGCAGGAAAUGCUGCGGCAUGCUCUGGCCAAUCCACAAAGCAAAGCUUACAAGAAUCUCGUGGCACGCUGUCUGCAACAGGAGAGCGACGAGGUGCUUGAACACACCUACCAUCUAAGCAGCAGUCGUGCCAUGAAAUCGUGGAACUCGGCCAUUGUUAUCGACGACAUAGUUUCCCUCAAUCCGCUUAUUGAGUUUGUCAAGGCGAAAGUGGUUAAUGUGUUCCGUAAGCAUGGUGCCAUUGAGGUGGACUCGCCACUUUUGUCACCGCUGUCCUCGCGUAACAUUAACUCAAGUGCCAGUUCCAACGCUGUGCAUUUGAUGACCCACUCCGGUUGUGUGGUGCUGCUGCCCUGCGAUCUGCGUACUCAGUUUGCCCGCCAUGUAACCAUGAAUGGAGUAAAUCUCAUACGGCGCUACUGUGUGGAUCGGGUUUAUCACGAGGAGCGCGUCUUCAACUUUCACCCGAAACAGAAUUACGAAUGCUGCUUCGACAUCGUCACGCCCAGCACAAGCAGCCAACUGGUUGAUGCAGAGCUGAUCUCACUGGCCUUUGAAAUUACUAACGAGCUGCCUCGCCUGCGCGAGCGCAACAUUGCUAUACGCAUGAAUCACACGAAUUUGUUGCGCUCCAUUCUUAUAUUCUGCAAUGUGCCCAAGUCACAGUAUGGCGCGCUUUUUGAGGGCUUCAUGGACUUCAUUGAGGGCCGUAUUUCACGCUUUCAGUUUCAUUCCAGCAUAACGGCAAUCAUGGACAAGUCACGUACCUCGGCACAGACCUUAAUGGACAUGCUGCUGGUAAACUUUCUGCUGACUGGUUCCAGAAGCAGCGUGGAUGAGUCUGCCUUGAAGUCACUGAUGCGCGGCAAAGGUGAGGCAGCUUCUUUGGCACGUGGCGCUUUGCGUGAACUGGAAACGGUCAUAGGACUAGCUUACAGUCUGGGCGUGACGUGUCCCAUACACAUUUGGGCUGGCCUGCCCAUUAGCUUUGACCGUGCCAGCAAUGGUGGCAUUGUCUGGCAAAUGACCGCCGAUCUAAAACCGAAUCGUUCCGGACAUCCCUCAGUUUUAGCCAAGGGUGAGCGCUAUGAUGCUAUGCUGCAUGAGUUCCAGAAACAGGCCCAAAGUUUUAAUGCGGCGCUGCCAACGCGUGGCGUCCUUAGUGGAGCGGGACUCUCAUUUUCGUUGGAUAAGCUAGUGGCCGCCGUGGGCAUGGAAUAUGCAAAAGAUUGCCGCGCUAUUGACAUAGGUAUUUGCGUGUGCGGCACUCGGCCGCCGCUCAAGGAUGUCACCUACAUUAUGCGUCUACUUUGGUCCGUUGGUAUACGUUGCGGCAUUGUGGAGACGGUCGGCGGUGGCGGCGAUGAAGCGCAGGAAUUGGAAAGACUGGGGGCGCUGCAUGUCAUAUUGGUAGCAGAGAAUGGAGCAUUGCGUGUGCGCUCCUUUGAGCGCGAUCGUUUCCAGGAGCGUCAUCUGACUCGCGCCGAACUGGUUGAGUUCAUUCAGAAGAUGCAGCGCAGCGAGGGCAUUAAUGGCGGAGCUGUUGGUGGCGGUGUGGAAACUUUUAGCCAGCUGCCCAACAUGAGCAGUAGUGGCGGUGGCAGCGGACGCGGCGAGAACGGGCUCAGCUUGUCAGCGUCUAAUUCGACCAUCAAGAACAAUUACAGCCAGCUGCCCAAUGUGCAGGUAACAUUCCUCACCCACGACAAGCUCACUGCCAACUAUCGAAGGCGCUUAGAAAAUCAAGUGGCGCAGCAAAUGAGCUCAACGCUGGCGCAGUUCAUUAAGAAGGAAUCGUUUGUGGUGGUAGUGGUGGAGUUGCCGCCAGCAGUGGUCAACGCCAUAGUUGGUGCUAUCAACCCGAGAGUGUUGCGCAGAAAUGAGACUGAACCCGAAAUGAAUUUUGUGAUCGAAAGAUUCCCGAAAUACAAACGUUAUAUAUUCGAAAUAUACGAGGAGAUCGUGGAUAAUCUGAGUGAUGCCAAGACACCAAUAGUGGCCUUGUACAGCAUUUCUGAUUCCUAUUAUCGAGUUAUCAUCUAAAGGUGAUUUCUUCAGCUACUUUAUGAUGCCAUGCGAUACAGUUUUAGAAGUAUAUAUCCUUGAUCGCUUCAAAUUAGGUUACGUUUAAGUUUUUUAUUAACUAAAGUUUCCUGCAAUACUUCUACAACUAGAUUUCUUUAAGCUGUGUUCAGAGGCCAAUGUAUACUUAUUUACCAAAAACGAUGUAAAGACUACAAAAAACGUUUAAUUUUUCAAA